UUUGUGGCCUCGACUUUCUGGGAUGCGUGGUUAUUCGCCUCUUGGACAUCAUGAUAAGCAGGACGAUCGCAAAAGGAGAUACCUUAGUCGUUCUCCAUCUAGAAGAUCCCGAUCGAGGGAAAGAAAAACUAUAAAAGCACGCUCUCGAUCCGUGUCGCGCUCCUGUACACGUUCACGAAGCCGUAGCCCAGUUAAACACAGAGAAAGACACAAGUACUCACCUUACAGACAAAGUAAAAAGGUAAAAGCCGAGUACGAUCCCUUUGGGCGCACUCUUCGUGACUCCAGACGCAAGGAUAAAAAUGAAAAGGACUAUCCCCUUACUUAUUCUAGUUACUACGAUCACGAUGUCUAUGGUGAUUCGAGACAUAAGACUUAUAGCCGAAGGGAAAGUUUCGAGGAUGAGAGGGAUCCCGAUCUUCGUUAUCGUAGUUUAGGUUAUGAUAGAGGCUACGGUCGCCAUUAUAAACAUUAUCGGUCGAGCGACUUUUGGUAUAAUGAUGCUUACCACCGAGAGGACUUUGAGAAUGCCAGACGAUACACUGAUUUGCACAAAGAGCGACGACCUUCUGGCAGUUUUUUAGAUUAUGAUUAUGACGGGGAAUUUUACGAUGGGAACUCCACAGAUGUGCACGCUGGUGGGGGGAGUAUGAUGACCUUCCAGCAGUUUAUUGGAACCCUUAAUAACGAUGUAGAAGAAUCUGCGGCUGCUAAGCGAUACACCGAGUAUAAAAACAACUUUGCGAAAUCGGCUAUACUUGAAUUUUACGAGGAGCAUGCAGAGCAGGAUUGGUUUAAAGACAAAUACGAUCCCGAGCAAAUUGAGAAGGCCAAUGCGGAACUCUCAGCUAUGGUUAGUUUUCGCCUUCAGGCACUCCGGGAAUUCUUAACCGACGCCUGCGAUUUUGAGGAGGAUGUGUUAAGUUUAGAUAGCCUGAACACCCUCAACGUAUUAAAAUUCUUGUCAAAAGUGAGGAAUAGAACUAACGAAUUGCUUGAAAUCGAUGUUCGACUCAAACGCGGGGAAACUAUAGAAACCAUUCAGCAGUCCAUUGAACGCUCGAAGUGCAACCGCGAGGGAAAUGCAGUCACAUCUGAAGUGAAUGUGGUGGAGGAAAGUAGAGAAGAGUCUCAUGAUACUGUAAAGGAAUUAGGAGAAACAGAGGAAGUUCGAGAAGCGGGAGAGGAAGAGGAAAAUUCUCAAGGAAAGCCCUCAAAGAAGAAGGGCAACGGAAAGGAAUUCUAUAACAACGAUUUUAUUAUGAAGCUGUACAACAUUCACGAACCCAUCGGAUUCAUAAAGCCCGUUCCUCCCGUUAUAUCGCCCCAUCAAAUUCGCGCAUGUCUUCUUGAGAACAAUAUCCCGUUCAUCGACUUGUCCUUUUCGGCUCCCCUACCGAUUCGCAAGUUUUACCGCAUGGUCUGGGUGACGUUCGACUCCACCGUUUCCCACGAGGAAAAGUCUAUUCUAGAGGCCUGCAACAGAGUUAACAAUCUCGCCAUUCCUUUUCCCACUGAAAACUCUGGCAAAAGCCCUGAAGAGGGCAGCAAUGCUCUGGAGACUCAUUACUUUUUCCUACGCUGCACAAUUAACCGCAGGAACAGACUGAACAGGAUACGGACUUACUCUCAGCCGGACCUGGAACGUAGUAGGAAAGAUCUGAAGCAGCUCUGUUCUCUUUGUGAGCACUUUAACGACUCAAGACAAGUGGAUGCAGCAGUUUACAAUGGGCUACUGCGCCAGGGACCCGCCGAUGAAAACUCUUUGACCGACGUAUUAAAGGCUGUUGACCGUUUGGUUAUCUAUCUUCGCGCGGUCCACUGUUAUUGUUACUUUUCAGGAUAUGUAUGCGACAGCGUGGAAGAGCUGCGCCACCAGUGCGGGGAUGUACACGUGAGGCUCUCAGGCAGUCCUGGGCAUUAUCAGUACCGCACCGACUGGGAGAAAAUAGCGGAUGAGGCUUUUGCAAGAAUCAUGAAACCUAAAUUGAGUGUAGAGGAGGCCACGCCUUUGGGUUACAAGGACUGCGAAGAAGAGGAAAAGAACUUCCUAGACUCAAAAAUAAUGAAGCUGGAAAAAGAAAAAUUCAAAUGCGCCAUUUGUGGAAAAUGCUUUAAAGGCUACGAGUAUGUGGAGAGGCACAUCCCCUAUCGGCACAGUUCGGAUCUUAUCGAGCAUCGAAACAAGACUCUGCGCUUCAAUAAUUUCGUACUGGAUCCUUGCCGUCCCUCUAACGUUUUUGCCCCCAAGUACUACUCUGUUUACCCAUACGCCCCCUUCAUUGCGGGCAUGGGCAGUGUGGCGCCACCAGUCAGCUUCUAUCCACCAUACAGCCCCUUUAUGGUUCAGUCCUAUGCAGGGCCCUAUGGGCGCCUCAAGCAGUACUCAGGACCCGCUUUGGCUGGAGCCCUGCAUUACCCCUCGCCUUACUAUCCACACCCGGCGAAUCGGUUUCAAAGGCCCGUAUUCAGCGCCGUUCCCUUUAGUCGAAAUCCUUAUCGUGGUGGCUACCACGGGAGAGAGGCGCAUUAUGACGCAUAUGGACAACGAGCCUUUUCCAACCGCCAUCGACAUGUACGCCUGCCUCCACCAGGCGUAGUAGAGGAUCCCCGCCAGCAAAAUAUAAAGCGCUAUGUUGACUUGGACGCGCCCGUGUCCGAUGACGUCGUUGACUACCGCGGGGUUAUUAACCAGCCCGAAGAGUAGAAUGCUUAUGUUACUGGUUGCUUGUAGACUACAUCAUCGCUGGGCGCACGUAAAAGUCGCCCUUUAUUUCAGAAGUUAUAUAUAUACUGCAUUCGUUAGUUACUUAUAAUAAAGUUAUUAUAGAAA
Molecule: messenger RNA, 2833 nt
Organism: Zophobas morio
Lineage: Eukaryota; Metazoa; Arthropoda; Insecta; Coleoptera; Tenebrionidae
Product: serrate RNA effector molecule homolog
Exons: 11
Coding region: 23-2707 (894 amino acids)
Biological process (GO): mRNA processing; primary miRNA processing
Cellular component (GO): nuclear body
Source: RefSeq, a predicted model, not a curated record